Messenger RNA from Neoarthrinium moseri, 1986 nucleotides. RefSeq lists its product as uncharacterized. The coding region runs from base 1 to 1986 and encodes 661 amino acids. The transcript has 2 exons. NCBI's taxonomy places the organism in Eukaryota, Fungi, Ascomycota, Sordariomycetes, Amphisphaeriales, Apiosporaceae. The record is from RefSeq and is a predicted model, not a curated record.
AUGGAAAAAGGCUUUCAGGGGAGCGGUACAACGUCCGAUAAUGUCUUUUACGAUGCAGAAUUUUCGAAUACUGUCGCAGCUCUUUUGGAAGAACACCAUGUUCCUGGAGUAAGCAUUGCCUUUGUUGAUAAAGGCAGUGUGUCUGUGAAGGGCUUCGGUAUUGCUCAGUAUCCCAACGUUGCUGCCAAGCCAGAAACACUAUACUUCACGGGAAGCACUACAAAGGCGAUGCUGGCGGCAGCGACCGGGAUAGUGAUGAGGCAGGAGUAUGGCAUGAAUGACCCUGAGAAUUUACCUCUUCAGCUUCUCAAAAAAGACAAAUGGGCCACGAAAAUAAAAUCAAUCCUUGCGACAGAUUUCGAACUGGAGGAUGAAUAUGCUACUAGCAACGUUACUAUUGAAGACGCGUUGUCCCACCGCUCUGGCAUGGAAUCAGCCGACCUCAUAUAUGGAACCUGGAUGGGCAAUGAUCCGAAAGGUAUUGUCCAGGCUUUAAAGCACCUAGGCCCUCUAAACAAGCAAUUCAGGACGACCUGGCAGUACAAUAAUCUAAUGUACAGUGUCGUUGGAGACCUUUUGAAAUCCAUCACCGGUGUCGAAACCGGAGUUCUCCUGAAGAAACUACUGUGGAAUCCACUAUACAUGAACUCGACAUUCUGGGCGCUCAAGGACAUACCGGAUGCCCAGCGGCAGGAUUUAGCCCGGGGGUAUUACUGGGUCGCAGGCCCACCCGGUUUGCCAGAAUCAGAGGGCUAUCACGUUCCCGAGCCUUACAUUGACUUUGCAGGAAUUGCACCAGCUGGUGCAACUAUCUCGUCCGUCAUUGACUACGGGAAGUGGAUCAAAGAACUUCUAAGGGUCUCGGCGAAAGAUCCAAAGCUCUCUGACAAUGGUUGUGUGCUCACACCCGAGCUGUUUUCUGAGCUUACCGCACCUCGAUCGAUCAUGGAGGCAUCAAUAGGUGGGAGCCAUCACAAACAUUUGAACCUCAGUGCAUAUGGACUGGGUUGGAUAAUUCAACCUCCCCUUGCAGGUAUCGAUCACCCGAUUGUGAGCCACUCUGGUGGCUUGAAUGGUUUCAAAACACAACUGUUCCUACUCCCCAACGAUGACUUUGGAUGCGUUUGCAUGGGUAACGGCAAUUUUGCCCACAUUACCGGCGAGGUUAUAUGUCUCGAACUGAUUGCGAGAAGGCUUGGACUAUCGGCCGAGGCCAAGGCGAAGAUCAUUGACUUGGCAAAGGGGAAGUAUCCUGCCCCUGCAACCGCCGACGCUUCUGCCGAUACCAAGGUUGUGGGAACGCAGGCUCCCAAAGUCUACCACAAGGAGUCGGCCCAGGACCUUUCAGAGGACCAAGUGAAAGACUUCUUCCAUAGAGUUGCUGGGGAAUACAGUCACCCGGCGUAUGGCGCCUUUCGGGUCUCAGACUAUGAGCGCGCAGACAAGGGCCCAGUUAUAUACAACCACUGGACUUCGCAAUCGGAUCGUAAUCAACGUGACCAGCAACGAACGAAGAAGCCCUGUUUACUUUUCUCGCCGAUCGGCCACCGUACUUGGAAGUUUCAGAUUCUGCUCCAUGCGAGGGAUGAUUUUGGAGAAAUGCUACGCCUUAUGAUUUCUGGCACGAAGCCAGAAGGCGACUGGAAGCGAUAUGAUCUGUUUUUCGAUAGCGAAUCCUUGGACGGCCAUGGCAAUAUCGAGGACGACGUGGUCGCUGGAUUUCCAGCGGGAGGUGAGAAUCCUGGCGAUAAAGAUUCUAGGGAACAAGACAAGAAGACGGAGUUGCGAUUGGAGACUGUGUGGAAUAGCCAAUUCUUGAGCGAGUUCGGGGCUGCUUUCAGGUUUUCCCCUGAAUCACGGAAGCAUACACCCGAAAUGAUAGGACUACGUCUAGCAGAGAAACUCGAUGGUAUGAAUGGCAGUAAAAAUGCUGGCUGGGAGAAGGAAAUGAUUUGGUUCACAAGGAGCUCUGGCGCAGAGGCUUGA